Molecule: messenger RNA, 1206 nt
Organism: Scomber japonicus (chub mackerel)
Lineage: Eukaryota; Metazoa; Chordata; Actinopteri; Scombriformes; Scombridae
Product: alpha-2A adrenergic receptor-like
Exons: 1
Coding region: 1-1206 (401 amino acids)
Biological process (GO): adenylate cyclase-activating adrenergic receptor signaling pathway
Cellular component (GO): membrane
Molecular function (GO): adrenergic receptor activity
Source: RefSeq, a predicted model, not a curated record
AUGGGUUGUAUUAACUUCACGAGCAUAAAUGAGACUUUGCCUGGCAGGCACCCUUAUACUGCACUGACCUCUGUACCUCUGACGAUCCUGGUGGGUAUCCUCAUUCUGCUAACUGUGUUUGGCAAUGUCAUGGUAGUAAUUGCUGUGUUUACAAGACGAGCCUUGAGACCACCUCAGAACCUGUUUUUAGUCUCUUUGGCAUGUGCAGAUAUCCUGGUUGCCACUUCAGUGAUGCCUUUCUCUUUAGCUAAUGAACUGAUGGGUUACUGGUACUUUGGGAAAGUCUGGUGUGAAAUCCACCUGGCUUUGGAUGUGCUCUUCUGCACCUCAUCAAUCGUUCACCUGUGCGCCAUAAGCCUGGACAGAUAUUGGUCUGUCACUCAAGCAAUUGAGUACAACCAGAGAAGGACACCACGCAGGAUUAAAUGCACAAUCUUCAUAGUUUGGGUUCUCGCAGCCAUAAUUUCAUUCCCUCCUCUGAUCACUAUGACGAAGGACGAGGGUAAAGAGGACAGCCCUGAAUGUAAUGUAAAUGAGGAAAAAUGGUACAUCAUAUUCUCGAGCACCGCCUCCUUCUUUGCACCCUGUGUCAUCAUGAUCAUGGUGUAUGUUAGAAUCUACCAGGUUGCCAAGAAAAUGACAAGAGCCCCUCCAGGUGAAAGGCAAAGAGAAAACGAGAACACUAAAAACACAAAGUGUAAUUUGGACCCUGUAGAGAGAAAAAAUGGAGAAGGGAGGAGUGUGGGAGCGGGGGAAGGUGGAGAGAUCAACACCGUUGAUGUGGAUGAAGAGCCCUCCUCAUCUGAUGAGAAUGAAAUCACCCUAUGUUCCCUGAAGAAGAAGAGAGUUAUGCGAACGGCCAAAGUGACUCAGGUGAAGCCUGGAGAAAUCUCUUCAAAGCCAGAGGCACAGCCCUGUGUGAGCGCGAGCAGGUGGAAAGGAAGGCAGAACAGAGAGAAACGCUUCACAUUUGUUCUGGCUGUGGUCAUGGGAGUGUUUGUUCUUUGCUGGUUCCCCUUUUUCUUCACAUACACUCUCACUGCUGUGUGUGACACAUGUUGUGUCCCAGAGACAUUGUUCAAAAUGUUUUUCUGGCUCGGUUACUGCAAUAGCUCACUAAACCCUGUUAUAUACACUAUUUUUAAUAAUGAUUUCAGGAGGUCUUUUAAAAUGAUUCUUUGUAAAACAGACACAAGAGGUUUAUAA